AUGUUCCCACAAGGAAUGCGUUUAUCGCAGAGGUUACACAAGAAAUAUAUAUUUGCCUCUAAAGCUUUAACGUGGACAACGAAACCCACUAAUAUACGCCACCUUCAUGACAUAAGGCCGCCUAUAUCAAACUUCAGUACGCAAGAACCGGCCCCCGUGUCCAAGUUUCCAGCCAAUAUACUAAGUCGAGCAUCAAUGGCUCCAAAACCUAAUACAGAAAAAAAAAACCGUAGUGUGAUGUAUUCUUUCAUUGGUGUUUCUAUAGUUGGUUUUAUUCUUUGGUUCAGAAGUAACUCGAAGAAACAAAAACUACCUUUUUCAGCACAAAAAGUCUGGAAAGAAGCGAUAUGGCAAGAAAGUGAUAGGAUGGACUUUAAUUACAAGGAAGCAUUAAGGCGGUAUAUUGAAGCGUUGGAAACCUGUGAUCGCUCUCACGUGGAACCAUUAUCGGACGAUUAUACAAGAAUAGAGCUAAAAAUUGCUGAAAUGUAUGAGAAGCUUAAUAUGGUUGAUGAAGCUCAAACUUUAUAUCAAGAGUUAUUAUGUCGGUUUUUCGAAGCCUUGAAUGUCCCUGGCAAAGUUGAUGAAAGUGAAAGAGGGGAAGUACUGAGAAAAGAUUUGAGGAUUUUGAUUAAAUCUUUAGAAAUUAACAAAGAUAUAGAAAGUGGCAAGAAAAGAUUGUUGCAACAUUUGCUUUUAGCUCAAGAAGAGAUUUUAAGCAAGUCUCCAGAGUUGAAGGAAUUCUUCGAAAACAGGAAAAAGAAACUCUCUAUGAUAAAAGACGUUAACAAAGAUCCUAAUGAUGACUUCAAAACAUUUGUAAGUGAGGAAAAUAUUAAGAUUGAUGAUCAGGGUUAUAUGAUUUUGGACUUGGAAAAAAAUAGCAGCGCUUGGGAACCUUUCAAAGAAGAAUUUUUUACUUCUAGAGAUUUAUACACAGCAUACUGUCUAUCAUCAAAGGAUAUAGCUGCUGCUUUAAGUUGUAAGAUAACUAGCGUGGAAUGGAUGGUUAUGGCGGAUAUGCCACCGGGACAAAUAUUGCUAUCGCAAGCAAACUUGGGGUCGCUGUUCUAUCUUCAGGCAGAAAAGCUGGAAGCCGACUUGAAUCAAUUGGAACAGAAAAAAAGUGAAGAAUCUGACCAAGAAUUGGAUAUGGGAACAUACAUAAAAGCUGUCAGGUUCGUACGUAAAAACCGCGACUUAUGUUUAGAAAGAGCGCAAAAAUGCUUCGAUAGUGUAAUUAGUUUUGCCAAAAGAAAUAGAAAAAUUAGGUUCCACGUAAAGGACCAGCUGGAUCCUUCGGUUGCACAGUCAAUUGCCCUCUCUACCUACGGGAUGGGUGUUCUGAGUUUACAUGAAGGUGUUUUGGUCAAGGCUGAAAAACUAUUCAAAGAUUCAAUUACGAUGGCCAAGGAAACUGACUUUAAUGAGCUCCUUGCUGAGGCUGAGAAGGAGUUAGAGAAGACGGCCAUCUUAAAAGCUGCUAGGAAAGAGAAUUUAAACUGA
This is a messenger RNA of Saccharomyces mikatae IFO 1815, 1506 nucleotides long. RefSeq names its product Mgr3p (gene MGR3). Lineage: Eukaryota; Fungi; Ascomycota; Saccharomycetes; Saccharomycetales; Saccharomycetaceae. Gene Ontology annotation, cellular component: i-AAA complex. Gene Ontology annotation, biological process: protein quality control for misfolded or incompletely synthesized proteins. The record is from RefSeq and is a predicted model, not a curated record. The transcript has a single exon. The coding region runs from base 1 to 1506 and encodes 501 amino acids. Gene Ontology annotation, molecular function: misfolded protein binding.